AUGGCCAAACUCUCCCCCGAUCAAAUUAACGUCCUGUCCGUGCGUGCUUACUACGACAACAAAACCUUUACCAACACAACGGAGAUGACAAAUUUGUUGAAAUAUGAAAGUCAACAUUUUCGAUGUAAAGUGCAAUUGGAAAUAAGUGAGUGCAUUGCGGAUCGGUGCUGGAGCAUUGGACUAGUUCAGGCUUGUGAUCGGAUGUACCUAGAGAAUCGAUAUGGACACAGUGGAAGUUCAUUUUGGGAAUUUCAUCCCCUAAAAAGUGGACGACAUAAAAUGGUGAAUGACAGUGACGGUCGCCAGUAUCCAUUCUACAGUUUGACCAGUAGCAAAUUCGAAAUACGUCGAGGUGUGGUUUCCGACAGCCUUGUUUCACUGACCUAUGAGGAUCAUUUCUACCCAACAGUGGCCUGGGAAUUACCAUACUACGGCGGAGCCAAAUUGACGGAUGUUAUACGAAAGCAAGACUUUUGGGUUUGGCUGGUCGCUAUCAAACGGGCUAGUAGUCGUUCGGCCUCAUGUGAUGUAUUCAACGCGAAACACGAUGAAGUGUUCAUUCUGAAAACAAUGCGGUGGCGUUAUGGUUUGCACAUGACAUUCGAUCCACAUCAGCCGAUUGGAAAGAGAUUACAACGAAUCUACGACGUACAGGAAGAACAACCUAUCAUUUUAGAAACCAAUCGUCCACUACCGUUGUCCGCACUCAGCCCACCACACUGUAACGCAGCGCAAUCCCUUAUAUGGUAUCCAAAUAAUCCAACAGAUAAACCAAAACUACUGGUCCCCCCGAAACAGAUAAUCGUGCCUUGGGAAACGUGGACGAACGAUAUGGCACCGGGACGUAGUUUGAGUGUGAAAAAACCGGAUCAAUGCAAACUAGUCGGUGAAUGGGCUCACGACACGGAGAUUGGAAUUGAUGUCAAUCCGACAAUCAAAACCGCUUCAUCUGCGCGAACAUGGAAACCUGCUCCACCAGUUGAUACGACCACUAUCUCCACAUCACGAUCCGUACGCACUCCAAGUCGUCCACGAGGUUAA
Molecule: messenger RNA, 1041 nt
Organism: Echinostoma caproni
Lineage: Eukaryota; Metazoa; Platyhelminthes; Trematoda; Plagiorchiida; Echinostomatidae
Source: the annotation of a GenBank genome assembly